Cutaneotrichosporon cavernicola is the source of this 4758-nucleotide messenger RNA. RefSeq lists its product as uncharacterized. Gene Ontology annotation, biological process: intracellular signal transduction. Lineage: Eukaryota; Fungi; Basidiomycota; Tremellomycetes; Trichosporonales; Trichosporonaceae. Gene Ontology annotation, molecular function: guanyl-nucleotide exchange factor activity. Bases 1 to 4758 code for a protein of 1585 amino acids. The record is from RefSeq and is a predicted model, not a curated record. The transcript has 6 exons.
AUGGCACCAGGAGGGCCGCGCCCGCGCCCCCAGCACCCUCAACAGGGAUACCCGGGCCGCCCGCCUCCCACCGGUACUCGCAAUGAGGUCUUUGAGAACAUCUUUGGCCGUCCGUCCGUCGCCCACCACCUCGGUGGGCCUCCAGGCCACCCCGGCAUGGGUAGGCCGCCAGGGUACCCAGCAGGCUACGGCCCGCCAAUGAUGAACCCCGCUCAGCCUGGCUUUCCGCCCGCGAACCCGAACCCCGCCGUGCCCAGCUUUCCGCCCGGCCAGUUUGCGCAGGGCAUGGCUGCGCGACCGCCAUACCCUCAGCAGCAGGGACAGCACCGGCCGCCUCAGCGCCAAGUCUCGCACCGCUCGAUGCACGACCGAUUCUCUCAGGGGCCAGCCCAGCAAGCGUCUCCAUACGACGGCGUGGCCAUGUACGACGGGCCGCAAAAUGGGUACGGCGCCUCGCUGGCCCCGUCGCGCGCACCUCCGAGCGCAUUCCAGGGAGACCCUCCAACACAGCUACAACAGGCAAGCGUACCCACGAGACGCCACUCACUUGUGCAGCCCCAGCGCCCGACGGUGCCUCCACCAGGAGCCGGCGGGAUCGACCAGGCGCGGCCCAACGGCGCUCAGUACAAUGGAUACGGCAGGCCUGAGAGGUCCGAGCGACUGCCCCACAUUUCGGCUGUUGACGAAGGGGGAUUCACGCAGAUGCCCGUACCCCACGUUCCCCAGCCGCGCAGCGUGUCAGCAACGUCGGCAUCGAGCAGUAACACGGUCACGAACGUGCCUCCCCGCUCGCGCUCGCUACAGAACCAGGCUGGGCCAGGGAAGAUAGGCGUAAGGAUACCGUCGCCCACGUUAGGCGCGUCGAUGAUGCCCUUCCCCGAAGCUCCGGGGUCUGAUUUGCGAGCGUCCUCGCCUCCUCCAGACUACCAGCGUGCCAUGGGCGCGGUCGAUCUCAACAGCGACCGCGGGAUGCCAUAUACCGUCAUUCCCGGCUUACCGCAUAACACUGGCAACCCUGGCAGACAGUGGGAGCAGUCAGGCGCCGACGACUACUUCGGCAGCGGUAUCGACUUUGCCCAGCGUCCACCGGGCUCUAGGCACAUGUCGUCGUCGAGCGCUACCUCUGGGCGACGCUCGAUGCACAUGCGGCAACCGUCUGACCAGUCCAUCUCGAGCUCUAUAUACACACAAAGAGUGGCUCCACUUUCCCAGAUCAGCAACUUUGACGUACCGGAUUCGCCACUGCAGUCGCCAUCAACGCCAACAGGAUCGGACAACGGUUACAGCUCUUUCCACAGACUCUCUGGUCGCAAGUCGAUGGAGUCGACACACUCGCUUCCUUUACCUGGCUCUGUUACAGACUCACCCUUGCCCCCAGGCGCCGCUUCGUCUGUGUUCGAUCAUCGCGCGAUGUCGUUCUCCGGCAAUGGCGUGAAUAGGCGCGACAUAGUCAGCGCUGUGCGCUCGUCCACCUCGACGGUCGACUCGAGUUCGCGUUCUAGGUCCGGCCUGUACGGCAGCGAGAUGUCGCCCAUCACAUCACAGCGCUCGCUGGUACCCCACCAGUCUGUGGCGAGAAAGGCCGUCCUCACCCGCGUCACACCUGCGCUACUCUCCAACGUUGCCGAGGCGUUCCGGCAGCUGAUCCAUCCGCACGAGAUUCUCAAGGACGGCAUCGCGUACAAGGACGCGUUUGACGGCCGUCUUGCGGUAACGAUCAUCGCCGAUAUUAUCAAGACCCCAGACCGCAAUUUGGCCCUGUUACUUGGCCGUGCUCUUGAUGCGCAAAAGUUCUUCCACGACGUCACCUAUGCCCACCGCCUGCGUGACACCGACAAGGAGGUGUACCAGUUCAAAGAGCGGCUGGUAGCGCCGUUCAUGAACGACUCAGCCAUCAUGGACAGCCCGUCGUCGGACCACCUAGGUCUUGCCACGCGGUCACCGUCUCAGAGCAGCGGUACCACCCGCAACCCGUACCGGCAGAACAUACUCGACUCGCCUGCCCAGGCGUCCGACUCGCAAGGCUCGCUCUUUGGGCCCAGCACGACACCAAAGCCUGGUCAGACGGCUGCGGGGAUCGCGGUGGCAGGAGACGAGAGCGACGAUGACGACUUACCCAAUGGUGUUUUCACUCUCCUCACCGACUGUUACUCGCCGACAUGUUCGCGCGAACAGCUCUGUUACUCGAUCAACUGUCCGCGUCGUGUGGAGCAGAUGAAGCGCCUCAACGUCAAGUCAGCCCACCCCGGUCUGCAGCGCAAGAUCGAGGAGGAGACGGUGCUCGACGACGUCAAGGAGACGGGCACGUUGUGGAUCCACUCGGUUUCGCAGGAGAUCCUGGACAGCGUCGACGACCAGGAGAAGAAGCGCCAGGAGGCUAUCAACGAGGUGAUCUACACUGAGCGCGACUUUGUGCGCGGCCUCGAGUACAUGCGUGACUCUUGGGUGAAACCUUUGCGCUCCGAGGAGGUCGUCCCGGCGGCUGACCGCGAGGAGUUGAUCAGACAGGUGUUCUGGAACUUCCUCGACGUACUCAAGGUAAACCAUGUGCUAGCCGAGCGCUUGACAAAGCGACAAAAGCAGCAGCCCGUGGUGCAGUCGAUCGGCGACAUCUUCCUCGAGUGUGUCCCACAUUUUGAUCCGUUUGUUGUGUACGGCGCACACCAGCUGUUUGGCAAGUACGAGUUUGAGAAGCAGAAGACGUCAAACCCGGCGUUUCAGAAGUUUGUCGACGAGACGGAGCGCAAGCCCGAGUCGCACAAGCUGGAACUGAACGGUUACUUGACCAAGCCGACGACGCGUCUCGGACGUUACCCGCUCUUGCUCGAGGCGGUCCUCAAAUACACGCCUGAUGACCACCCCGACAAGACGGAUCUACCCGAGGUUGUCAAGAUGAUCCGCUCGUUCCUGGCGAAGGUCAACGAGGAGAGCGGCAAGUCGGAGAACAUCUUCGAGUUGGCGCAGCUGGAGUCCCAGCUCGUGUUCCGGCCGCAGGAGAACAUUGACCUGCGUCUGCGUGACAAGAACCGCGAACUGAUCCACAAGGGUCCCAUGAAGCGCCGCGGUGGCACGCAGGGCGAGAAUGCCGACCUGCUCGCAUUCCUGUUUGACCAUGCGUUCUUGCUCGUCAAGUCCAAGUGGAUCAACAAGACGUCUGAGCAGUACAAGGUGUACCGACGGCCGAUCCCCCUCGAGCUCUUGGUAUUGCAGACGCCGGAGGACAACUACAACUCCACCAAGUUAUCGACGUCUGGGCGCAACAAGCUCAUCUCGCGCGCGGGCAGCAAGGCCAACCAGUUACAGUUGUCGCAUGUGCCACCAAAACCCGAGAGCAAGCACGGCUUCUCCAUCACCGUCACACACCUCGGUCGCAAGGGCUACCAGCUACAGCUGUGGGUUGAGUCGUACGUGAGCCGCAAGAAAUGGGUCGAGAACAUCGAGAAACAGCAGCAGACCAUCCGCGACCGCUCGACCAUUUUCCAGAGCGAGACGAUUACGGAGGGCUUCUUCCAGGGCCUGCGUAGAAUAAACUGCCUCAGCCCAUACGACAACGGCAACCGCAUGAUCUACGGUACAGACGAGGGCGUCUACUUCUCCAACCUCCGCGACCCCAAUUUACGCGAGCCCGUCAAGGUCAUCAACCUCACGGACGUGACGCAGGUCGACGUCAUCGAGGAGUUGCAGCUGCUCAUCGUCUUACACGAGCGGUCGGUUACGACAUUCCCGCUCGACUGCCUGGAUCCCAAUGACCCGAACGCGGCGCUUAAGCGCGGCAAGCGCAUCUCGUCUCACACGAGUUUCUUCAAGUCGGGCAUCUGUCUUGGGCGCACGCUUGUGGCAGUCGUCAAGAGCAGCCCGCUCAGCAGUACGAUCAAGGUGCUCGAGCCUGUCGACCAGUCGAUGCGCGGCAAGAAGCAGCAGCGCGGCUUCAUGGGUCGCUUAAACAACUCGCAGGAGACGCUCAAGGUGUUCAAGGAGUUCUACAUUCCGUUAGAGAGCUUUUCCGUCUAUUUCCUCAAGACCAAGCUCUGUGUCGGGUGCCAGAAGGGCUUUGAGAUUGUCGACCUCGAGACGCUCGACAUGCAGUCGCUCCUCGAUCCGUCCGACCCCUCGCUCGACUUUGUACUCAAGCGCGACGGCGUGCGGCCCAUGGCCAUCUACCGCAUCGAGGGCGACUUCCUGCUCUGCUACGACGAGUUUGCCUUCUACGUCAACAAGAACGGGUGGCGCGCGCGACCCAAGUGGGCCAUCAUCUGGGAAGGAUCCCCGACGUCCUUUGCCCUGCAAUAUCCAUAUGUCAUCGCGUUCGAACCGACAUUUAUCGAGGUCCGGCACGUCGAGUCAGGACAUCUCGUCCAGAUCAUUCCCGGGUCCAACAUCUCGUGUCUGUUUGCCGACACGCCCCCGUCGACCGUCAACGCGCCGGCCAUGCCGCAGCAAAACCGUAUGGGUGGCCACAUGAUGUACCCUCACCCACAACAGGGCAUGUACCGUCCCCCGAUGGGCGGCUUCCCUCAGCAGCAGCAGCAGCCCCAAGGGCCGUACAGCUAUCUUCAACCAGGCUUCCCCCAGAUGCGUCCGCCGAUGCCGCAGCCUUACGGUAUGCCGUCGCAGCCCUUGGCGCCAUUCCGCAACUUCUUGUACCGGCCGCAGGUCAUCUUCGGCAGCGAGGACGGGCACGUCCAGUUCCUCAAGCUUCCGCCGCAGCAGACCGGGCGGAGAUCGAGCGACUCGCGGAGUGUGCACAGCAUGCGGUAG